CUUGACGGGUGUGGGUCGACAGCAAAUGAGCGAUAAAUCUAUUGAAUUACUCAUCACCAUAAAAUGCAUUGUUAUUAAAUGAAAACAAGUGUAUAUUUGUAUUAACAAAUAUAAACUGUCCUGUUUCUUGCUGUUAGUGUAAUCAAUACGAAAAUGCAUCGUCGGCGGGGUCCCAAUUUUACAUAUGUCAGCGGUUGUGUGAAAUAUAUGAUUUUUGUUUUGAAUUUUGUCUUCUGGUUGUUCGGAGGAUUGCUUAUUGGAGUGGGACUUUAUGCAUUCAUAGACAAAUGGCAGGCCAUGGGUCAAGUUAAGCUAGAGACAGUAUAUGAUGUACUUCUAAACAUUAGUCUACUGAUAGCUCUGUUGGGAGGUAUUGUCUUCAUUGUCAGUUUUGCCGGCUGUAUUGGUGCUUUGAGAGAAAAUACAUGUCUAUUGAAAUUCUACUCGCUGUGUUUACUAGUGCUGUUCCUGUUUGAGAUGGGUUCGGCUGUGUGUGGUUUCGUGUUCCCGCGUUCGCUGCACGGCCUGUUCGAGUUGGGCUUCACAGACCGAGUCGUACACUCAUAUAGAGAUGAUCCCGACUUGCAGAACUUUAUCGACUUUGCUCAGAAGGAUUUCCACUGCUGCGGACUAACAUCAGACGGUUACAUGGACUGGUCGAAGAACGAAUACUACAACUGUACUUCCCCGUCAGUGGAGCGUUGCGGGGUUCCGUUCUCUUGUUGCAUCAACGCUACGGACAUCAGCUCGGGACUCGUGAACAUCAUGUGUGGUUAUGGUGUGCAGAAUUAUCCCGUUGCCGAAGCCAGCAAACGUGUUUGGACGAGCGGUUGUAUAGAGAUAGUCCGUUCUUGGGCUGAGAGGAAUCUCUAUACAAUAGCCUCAGUGGCUCUGGGUGUAGCGCUGUCACAGUUGUUUGUUAUCUACCUGGCUAAGACUCUGGAGGGACAGAUUGAACUGCAAAAGGCUAGAUGGCAAACAUGAAAUAGGGGCUCAGCGGGCGCGUACCGGGACGAGUGUCGCCGAGCGCUGCUGUAGCCCUUCCCCCACCACGCGCCCCACCACAUGCAUAUAUAAUGCGGCGCGGGCGGCGGCUACCGUUAGUCGGUGUCGCGACAUCGUUACAGGACUUGUGACGCAGCAUACAGUGCUGUGUCAGAUCAUAGUUCAGCCGUAUGUGUGUUGUGCUGAGUUUGUAAUACACUGGGACGGUUUCAACUACUUUACACUCUCUACAUAACAUAAUAGAUAACAUGUAAUAAUCUUAAUAUGUAUUGAGAUUCCAACUAAGUGAUAAUUCACUGAUUCAUACUUUUAUUAAUAUGCCGUUUAGCAAAUAAACCGUGAAACUGUCUGUGUUUAAGUUAACUAUGCAAACUCGCACUAAGGACACUGUAUACUUCUAUGUGCAAGUGAUGUACUGUGUGUGACAGUCAGUGCUUAUAAUGUGCAAUGUUUAGUCUUCUAUGUGUGAUAUGAAAUGCUACAUGUGAAUCACAACGCCCGUGCUGUCCGUGCUAUGAGACCAAAACAUAGUAUUUAUGGUUUACAAUCUUACGUUUAUUAGAAUUAAUUUAAGUGCAUUUAGUCAUUUAGCUCUAAGUGUAAAUAUAUGAUGUUAGUCAAUCCCAUGUAGGUUCUUUGAAUAUUUUAGACUUUAUUUGAUAUUAUUACGUGCAGGCUACGCCACACUAGCGCGGCGUUUCUAUAUUUACUCUUCGCCGUAUUUUUGUAAGGCAUUUUAAACCUUAUAGUUAUCAACUUCAGGUGUAAAUCGGCUCGGUGCCAUAAGACUGAAGCUAUUUAAGAUAUAACGUGAAUUAUACCACUUACUAACCUGUAGGAUGUAACUUUUAAUAUUUAAUGAUUUUAGUGUCGAGCGUUCGCCGCUAGGUGGCGCUCACACUGAAAUAUAUUACUACCGCAUUUAACCAAUUUGCUUAUGAAUCUCAUUGGUUGGUUUGUACAAAAAAAAAAUCUUUGUAUAAUAUAGGGUGUUCAAAACUCAAAUAUCGAUAAAAAUAGUUAUUAAGAAAAUCACUGCCAGAGUAUUAGUACAUGAGAAUAGUUGUAAAAUACUUUUAAUAUGAAAGAAAACUUUUUUUUAUUAUUUAUAUUAAUGAUUUGAAUAUCUCUAGAAUGUUAUAUUAAGUAAUAUUUUUACUCUCCGACUAGUCUUGACAUCAGUCGUUAUAUCAUACUAUGUCAAGUUGAUAUUGCCAAAAAAAAAUUCUCCGACACCGUUAAAAUUUCAUAAUUUUCUCAAUUUUAAGCUCAGAAUCAUGUUUUUUCCUGAAUGUACCUCAAUCACAUACAAUCAAGACACAUCACACAUAAAUUUUCAUUAAAAUUAUAAUUAAGGGAAGAAAAGUAAGUAAUCUCGGUGGUAUUCCUUGCGCUAUCAUUACUAAAUCAGUCUAAUCUUCGAGCAGAGCUACAGUGUGUAACUGGCUUUAUGAAUAACUUGGUAUCUAGUUUAUAAUGAAUUACCAAUUUACAAAAAGUUUGUGAACAAGAUUUAGUAGGAUAUUCAUUGUUUUUCGUUGUUGCACACCGUCAAGCCAACAUUACCGCUUCAUCAGUUUUAGUGUUAAGCAUUCUAUUUCUGUGUGAAAACAUUCCUGUAAAUUUAAUGUAAAUGUUUCCAGCUAAAGGUAUUAAUUAAAAUUCAGGUUAAAUUGGAAAAAGGAGGUAUGUAACCUGCUAGUUAAUUUAACAAAGAGCUUUGACGUUAAGGUCGAUGACCUUUUCGUUCUGAAUUUGAUAAUUUUUUAGUUUUUAAUUCGAGAUUUCCAGUCAAUAAACGCGUAACUUAAUAAAAACUAUCGCGAAAUUAUUACAAAGAUAUAAUUUGUUUCAUUAAUAAUAGGAUUUUGCUCAAAUAGUCUUUUCUUAUAAAAAUAACUAUUAUAAUUUAUUAGUCAAAUUGUAAAUGAGAUGUUCUCAUUGUGUUCGGAUGUUUGUGAACUGAUUGUGAGGUUAAGCUGAACUGAAUGAUAGAUUGUUAAUAAUUUUCGUGUCAAAAUUUUAUUGUAAACAACGCCAUCUGUUGGCGUUUCCAUUUAAACUAUAUUCGUAUAUAACUUCAGCGAACAAUCUAUUAUAAAAUAUGUACUUGAUCGUUAAAUAUAAUUAAUUUAGCUGUUAAUUACUCUGUUAAUCACUGACUCUUUAUCUCGGCUCGCAUAAUAACUCGUGUGGGAGAAAAAUUAACAAAAUAAAUGUCCCGCAACUUUAGUUAUAACAAAUGACUGAAUAUCUCUUCCACUCAAUACUAAUGGGGACUCGUAGUAUUUAAUGUAGCAACACUCGAUGUUUCCGUAUCGAUUCAUUCCAUUAGUUUCUUAAACGGCCGUCAUAAAAAUUUGAGUUUUCAAUACAAAGAGCCAGUAAUAUUAAUUUAUAUUCCAGAAGUGUACAUUAGCCGGUUACUCGUUAACGCUAGGUUUAGCGCAACUCCGUUUACGUUACUUAUUGUAUCUCGUAUGUAAUAAAUAUUAUUUUUAAUCUG
Molecule: messenger RNA, 3511 nt
Organism: Danaus plexippus (monarch butterfly)
Lineage: Eukaryota; Metazoa; Arthropoda; Insecta; Lepidoptera; Nymphalidae
Product: tetraspanin-33-like
Exons: 7
Coding region: 154-984 (276 amino acids)
Biological process (GO): protein maturation; protein localization to plasma membrane
Cellular component (GO): membrane
Source: RefSeq, a predicted model, not a curated record